AGGAACGCGUCGCAAAAGUGCGGGAAAUUAAGCUACGCGAAUCGAAUCGGGAACUGUGCUAGCCUAUGCAGGCAGAAAAUGGUUCAAACGCUGAUAAAGAAUGCGGCGCCAAACAAUGAAAGUGAAAUUAUCGGCUCGCAUGCGGUAGAAUGUUCAGAACGAUGAAAAGUGGAUCCAUUUCGCCGUACGAAGAGUUUGGAUGAAAAUUGUGUCAACUAGGCUGGCUGCACGGAUCGAACGAGUUGUGCGGGCUGACAAGUGCAAACCUGAUAGAUUUCCAUUUAGAGUAUUAUCGUUUUUUGAUUGUGAACAGUAGUUCAAACCUUAUAAAUAUGGUCAACCCAGCUGCCAGAGUAGUGAUUAAAUUUGUUGAAUUAUUAGCGUGUGUUUCGUGUGUUAUCGCUAAAAUCAUUACUGAUCACGAAGCGCGCCGAGUUUUCGUGAGGAAUCAGAAAUUAUCUAGAGAAUGGAGUCUGAUACACAACAUCACCUGGAGCACCGGUGGCAACGCAUUUACCAAUAUUGUCUACGGCGGCUACACGAUAGUCAUCGCACUCAUGCUAAUCACAAGAUGUGUGGACGCCAAAUCACGACCGAAUCUGUUCGAGAAAAUCGUUCUUUCCUUAGGAACGCUAUUGUUCUUCGCUGCCGGUGGCCUGGUUUUCGCUUCGAUAGACCAAGUACAUCCGGACCUCCAUGACAACGCAAUCAUUCUCGGUUGUUUAUCGUUUCUGGUAGCGAUACUGUUCGUAAUCGAUUUGGCCGAUCCGUUGGCCAGAAUGACCGCCCACACGACUCAAACCGACAGCUCCUCUCUAGCCGGUGUAUCUCGGACGUCGGAAAUCGAAAAAGAUUCCUUGAAGAAGGACGUUUCCACCGACACGGAAUCACCGGUGUAUCUAAUUACUAAGGAUCGAUACCGCGACAUGAUUGGGCCAGAGCGGGCACAAUUCUACAACGAGAAUGGUCACGAUCAUAGACAAAGUUACCACGAUAGGAAUGAAUCUGAAAGACAGAGCUACCGGGAACGACCAGAACAGCGUCGCCACAGCUACCUGAUCAGAGACGAACCGGAACGACGCAGCACGGAGUCCAUUGUGGAGCGUAAGGUGCUCCCGUCGGUUCAGACUCCUGUUUUCGCCCACGUGCGGGCCCCAGAAGAAAGUCGUCGAAUAGCGGGAAAAGAAAUCCAAUAUCUGCCUCGGUACGAUUACCGAGACCGGCGGGAAUAUCGCGAUGCCGGUCCGUACUCCAGUCGACAGCAGCUUCACCAGCAAUCAUCUCCGAAAGCACCGUCCUAUCACGACAACGAAUCGUUCGUGGAUGAAAUAUCGCCCUCGCGAAGAAGCACCUACGUCCCAGCGGACAAGUUCGACAACGAAAUAGUUCAGAUUAGCGCACGACCUAGACCUCCACCUCCGGCAAAGCCAAAAACUUCGCCACAUGCCCAUGGUUCUGGUGGUUCGGGAUCCAGCAGCAGUGGCUGUCACUGCUCCCACGGGAGUUCUCCACCCAAGCGGAACGGUGUUCAUCAGCCGAAAGAUGAGCCCGACAUCCCAAUUAAGCCCGGGUAUGUGGCGAAUGCCGCACGAAAGUGGGACGAUCGACUGCGCAGCAAAAGUCAACCAAUCAUAGGAUUGAACACGAUGGUCUAGAUUGUAACAGUUUCUUUUAUAUUGAUUAGUUUGUAGUUAAAUAAACGUAUUAAGUUUUCAUCUGAUAAAAAUGCUAGGUAGUGCGAAAAGUAAAAAGUUUUUUUAUACAGUACAAACAACUUUAUUGAUUAUUCAUUUGAUCUCGAUUUUAGUGCGGCGAGAAUGUGAUUCUGUGCACAGGAUUUUACAAACUGUUGGUUAGUUGACAUUUUAACGAUUAUUUAUCGAUGUAUGAUUAUUUUGGUUGAUGCGAGUUGAAAAUAUUUUUUUUUCUAGUCAACGAGU
Topomyia yanbarensis is the source of this 1940-nucleotide messenger RNA. RefSeq lists its product as uncharacterized. Bases 333 to 1655 code for a protein of 440 amino acids. Lineage: Eukaryota; Metazoa; Arthropoda; Insecta; Diptera; Culicidae. The record is from RefSeq and is a predicted model, not a curated record. The transcript has 5 exons.